UACUUCUGUCAUUUAAUGUUUCGUGUAGAGGAUCAAAUUUGUCGAGCUACGCUCACGCUUGUCGCGCUUUCACUCUCUCUCUGUAUAGAAAAAAAUUUGCAGUCGUUUGCUUGGCUCUUGGAGAUAAUUUGUUUGCUGUUUUUGCUGAGCUCGGGAAUCGAUUCGAAGAGGGGGUGAUUAUUUCUCAAAUCUCAACAAUGGAGUCUGAAAAUGGAGUUGAUGAAAAAAUUGGUGAUUUUGAGAGAUCACCAAACGAGGAGGAAGGGUCAACUCUGGAAGUGAACAAGGAAAAUAUCAGUAAUACUCACGAGCCAUUUUCUGGUGGAGAUGAAAUGUGUAGUAAAGAUGAGGUAACAGACAAAGAGGGCCCUAACUCGUCUGCAUCUGAAUCGAUCAUGUCGACGUCUGUGUCGGAGAGUAAAACAUCACAUCCUGGCAAAGAUGCCAACAACAAUGUCUCAAAGAACACCAAAUUGGCCAAGAGCAGCUCCAAUUCAAAAGCAUCAGCUGUGUUCGGACGGAGCACGAAGUCGAGCUUGUCGCAGAGCCUUUCCUUCCCAUCAAAAGGUCGCCAUUCAGAUGUCAUGAGAAGAAGCAUUGAGGUGUAUCCAAAUAAUUCGAAAAUCAGGCCAUCUCAGAAGAAUAAUUCUUCGAAAGCUGAGUUGCAGGCAUCGAAUGGGAGUGUCAGUUCUCAGAGAAACCAUGGCAGGGGGCCGUCUAUCAGUCCUAAAGGUGUGAAGGUUUCGGAAAAGGCAGCCAAUCGGCGCACGAGUUUAACAUCUUCACCAAAUGCACAUCAAUCUAUGCAGCCAGAUAAAGGUGUAGCUGCUAAUGGAACUGAGACCAACACUGCUGCUUCUGAUGUUUGUAAAAAUAGGAUGGUCGAUAAAGAUCCUGAAUCUGGAAAGACAGCAUCCCCUGUGAAGGAAGAGGAUGUUCGUUCCACUACAUCAUCAAAUCUAACUCCUCGAACGCAGCAGAGGAUUCAUGUUUCGGCAUUCUCCUUCAGGUUGGAUGAACGUGCUGAGAAGCGAAGAGAGUUCUUUUCGAAGAGAGAAGAGAUAGUACAAGCCAAGGAAGCAGAAAAAAAUGAUCUUCAAGUGAAAUCAAAGGAAAACCAAGAGGCGGAAAUAAAGCAGCUGAGGAAGAGCUUGGCGUUCAAAGCUACUCCCAUGCCGAGUUUCUACAAAGAACCUCCCCCGAAAGUUGAAUUGAAGAAGAUACCAACAACACGUCCAAAAUCUCCAAAACUUGGAAGGAACAAAGGAUCAUCCCCGAAUGGUAACAACUUCCUGGAAAACGGAGAUGAUCAGAAAUUGCUCGAGGCUGUCCAGGCUAACGGCGACAAGGGAAAUGCAACUCUAACAAAAUCUGUCCGAAGAUCAUUGCCAAAGAUGAAUGCUCGAAAAGUAAACAAUGCAGAAAGGCCCCCCCACGAAGAUCAAAUUCCAACACGGAUCGAUGGUUCCCCGGAAACAAACGAUCCUAUACACGAAAGCCAUGGUAUGAUUUCUUCUUCUCCAUUGCCUGCUGAAGCUACUGUUGAAGGUUGAAGAAGAUCAAGAAUCAAUCAUCUCUCUUAUUGCCAUGGAAAUUCCAAAAAUUAUAAUAUAUACAUACACAUAAAUAUAUAUAUAUAUAUGUAUGUAUAUGUGCUGUAGUAAUUGCAUGUUGAAGUUUUGAGAUGUCUUUCUUAUAUUAUGAAAAUUGUGAAGUAUUUAAUUAUGUAUUUGCUUUGUCUGUAUGUCUGUGUAUACACUCAUUGGUCACUGUAAAUGAAUUUCAAAAAUAAUUUGUAUAUGGUGUUUACAAUUGUAAGACUCUUCUUUGUCAUUUAAGGCUUUUAUUUAUUUUGAGUA
Messenger RNA from Andrographis paniculata, 1859 nucleotides. RefSeq names its product protein WVD2-like 4. Gene Ontology annotation, molecular function: microtubule binding. Gene Ontology annotation, biological process: microtubule cytoskeleton organization. Lineage: Eukaryota; Viridiplantae; Streptophyta; Magnoliopsida; Lamiales; Acanthaceae. The transcript is spliced from 8 exons. The coding region runs from base 198 to 1553 and encodes 451 amino acids. The record is from RefSeq and is a predicted model, not a curated record.